GGGAGAACGCGCUUGACCACGUGACAGAGCGGGUGAAGUAGAGGAGGUCCGUGCCGCGCGGGGUUGUGGGAGCAGUUUGAUGACGUAGGCGGUGGAAGUACGGGGAAAAAUAAGGCGAGUCUGGUCUGGAUGAUAUCUUUUUCCAGGGGUGUCUGGCUUCGGUGUGGAGUAACGAGUAACAGAAGCCAGGCUUAGAGAGAAGGCCUGCCCUCACAGGAUGGGGGCUGUGGUGUCGCGGUGGAGGGCAAAGCCGACCACUGUAGAGGUCUUGGAGGGUCUUGAUAAGGAUAUCCAAGCCCUUGAGGAAUACAGAGAGAAGAACCAGAAGCAGCUGAAGUUAUGGGUGUACAGGCUGCUGUUGUACUCGGCCCUGCUGUACUUGAUAGCCUGCACAGUCGUCUACGUGUGGUAUAUCCCAGAGCGGAUGAUAGGAAAACUAAUAGUGGCGUCACCGUUCUUGGUAUUUCCUCUGCUAGUUUGGCUGCUGAGGAGACUGCUGAUUGUUUUGUACAACCGACGGACCGAGAGAAACAAUGAAAAGUUAGAAGAGCUGAAAGCAGAGAAAAAGAAAAUACUGGAGCAGGUAAUGGAAACCGAAACCUACAAAAAUGCCAAGCUGAUUCUGGAACGGUUUGACCCUGACUCUAAGAAAAAGCUUGAGAUUGAGUCUCAACCCAUUGGCCCGCCUCCGACUCCAAGACAAGGCCAAGAGCUGCGCCAGCGGCUUGUGACCCCUCGUCCCGCUGGGCGUCCUCCGCCCGUUCCCGGCCCCUCGGCCCCGCCCACUCCGCUGUCUGCCCCGGGAGGACCACCUGAAAAAGGACUGUCUGCGUCGACCCCACAGGGUCUGGUCCGGAGGCCUGGAACCCCGGCUGGCACACCCGGCCCAGUCAUGGGUGAGUCACGGGGAAGGGCGGGUGAUGGUGGCUGUUUGAUGGACAGAACGGACGGGCCCGGCCAGGCUCGUAAAAUCAGAGGAAUGCACCCUCCGGGUCCUCCGCUGGCCAGACCCAUCCUCCCCAGAGAGCGAGGUGCCAUGGACAGGGUCAUUGAGUACCUAGUGGGUGAUGGACCUCAGAACAGAUUUGCUCUGAUAUGCCAGCAGUGUUCGUCUCAUAACGGCAUGGCUUUAAAGGAAGAGUUUGAAUAUAUUGCAUUCAGAUGUGCCUACUGUUAUUUCCUGAACCCGGCCCGGAAGACACGUCCCCAGGCCCCGCGUCUCCCAGAAUUCGCUGCAGAAACCAAGAUGAGCCAAGACCUCCCUGCUGUUGCCAUGGAGACAGACCUGUCUAGCUCUCCACCUGCCCCAGAGGAUAAAGCAGCCGGUCCAGGGCGUGUGGAAGCAGAACCUGGAGAGCAGCGAGCAGAAGAGAGCCUCUUAGAGGAGAAGGCGGGAGAUCCAGAUCCCCUCUCCAGCAUCCCGGACAAAUCAGACGGAGAGCAUGAAGUGUCUGCCAUGGAAGUGGAGUAGAGUGAGAGAGAGAACAUGCGCCAAUAUAAACCUGUCUGUCUCUGUGUGUGUGUGUGUGUGUGUGUGUGUGUGUGUGUGUGUGUGUGUUUUGACUUUCUUAUUCUUUACCUUACGUAUGUUACUUUUUAAUUUCUACACGUUACUGCAGUGUUAUUUCAUAGAUUAGUAAAUCCAAGCCAAGUAGGAAUUAAUAGUUUAGUGGUCAAAGGCAUUUUUGUGAGGGUUUUUUUUUAUUAUUAUUAUUGUUGUUGUUGUUGUUGUUGUUAUUAUUAUUUGCCUUUAGUUAAAUCGCAAGUUUAGUUUAAUAGUCAGGCAAUAUAGUGUCUUUGUUUACAAUCGAAGCUGUAUGUAAAAGCUAAAGCUUAACUUCUCCUAUUCUCUUAGUUGACAAGAAAAGCGGCUAUUUACACGCGUUUCAUUUCAUUCUCCACGUAAGCACUGUUUUGUGACUGAAUGUAUUUAAUAUUCUUAUUUACAAUAUGUAAUAAUGCAAAAAUGUCCUGUUCAAAAGUAUAUUUAUACUAUUUAUAGUUAUGAAUGUCCUCUCAGUGCCUGUUUUUGAAGUGUAACGUACAUUGGGUGCGAUCGGUCCCAUGUUUACAUGUCUGUUCAGGUAUCGUCAUAGGAAUGUCUGGCUAUUUAUUACGGCAUAGAAACAGCCCUUCAGUGUUCUCAGCCUUAUGUGCCUUCAUGUUCCACCUGCUUCCAGUGUGAAGAAAAGCAGAUGAGUUAUCUAAUAGCAUAAUGUGCAGAAAUACAGUGCUGUUUUUAUUUUGUCUACAAGGUUUAAUAUGAGAAAUAAAGUUUUUAAAACCGA
Messenger RNA from Puntigrus tetrazona (Sumatra barb), 2288 nucleotides. RefSeq names its product limb and neural patterns a (gene lnpka). Gene Ontology annotation, cellular component: endoplasmic reticulum tubular network. Bases 218 to 1471 code for a protein of 417 amino acids. The transcript has 13 exons. Gene Ontology annotation, biological process: endoplasmic reticulum tubular network organization. The record is from RefSeq and is a predicted model, not a curated record. Lineage: Eukaryota; Metazoa; Chordata; Actinopteri; Cypriniformes; Cyprinidae.